GACCCCCUCUCAUUCUGAGUCUGAACCGAGCCAGAUUGCUAUCACAGACGCCUACAUCACUGAGACUUUUCAGCUGACCGGGAUCACUGACGCCUUCAUCACUGAGACUUUUCAGCUGAUCGGGAUCACCGACGCCUGCAUCGCGGAUACAAUCCUGCCAACCACUAUCGCAGACACCUGCAUUGCUGGCACAAUCCUGCUGACUGCUAUCACAGACGCCUGCAUCGCCUGGCACGAUCCUGCCUGGUCAACAGAGACAGAGAAGUGCAGAUACUGAGCAGAGGGCAGGAGAGGAACACAAAUACCCCCGAGCAGAGGAACUCCGAAAGAGAGAGAGGCGGUAGGGCAGUUAAAAGAGAGAGAAGGGUGAAAGCAACAGGGGCAUCGGGGGCAUCCUGCUGGGGGUGGAACAGGGGCACAACCGGUCCUUAAUCGGGCUAUAGAGGGACGGCUGUUACCAUGGGGUCCAGUUCCUCAUCCUACACCCCAAAAUCCAUCUAUCUGGACGUGGAUGGAAAAGUCCAGAAGGUGGUGUUCAGUCGUCACUGUUCUCCAUGUGACAUUAAAGAACUCCUCUGUUCCUCCUCCAACAUACCCAGGAACACAGCCAUCAUGAUGGUAGACCCCGAGGGUGCCCUGGUCUCAAUUGACCCCACCAUGCCAACUAACUCCCCCAGCUCCCUGUACAAGGUGGUGCCCCUGUCAACUGGACAACUUGGAGAGAAGGAGGACAUGUUCCAGAAUGUUCUAUCCCAGGUGGCUGAGCAGUUCAGCAAGGCUUUCCGAAUAAAUGAGCUGAAAACAGAAGUGACCAACAGGCUAGCCAUGCUUGAAAAGAGAGUGGAGUUGGAAGGCUUGAAGGUGGUAGAGAUCGAGAAAUGCAAGAACGAUCUCAAGAAACUCCGUGAUGAGAUGACCUCCAGAGCAGGCGGAAGGGUGAACUGUCCGUGCAGGUAUAACUUCUCAGAUGAUGGGAAGAAGCUAACUCCUCGCCGUGACGUCCCUAGCUAUCCAAAGUACACACUUUCUCAGGAGACCAUCGAGGCUCUGAAAAAGCCCACCUUUGAUGUCUGGCACUGGGAACACAAUGAGAUGCUGAGCUGUCUGGAGUACAUGUAUCACGACCUCGGGCUGGUGAAGGAGUUCAACAUGAACCCCAUCACGCUCAAGCGCUGGCUGCUAGCCAUCCAGGAGAACUACAGGAACAACCCCUUCCAUAACUUCCGCCACUGCUUCUGUGUCAGCCAGAUGAUGUAUGGCAUGAUUCACCUCUGCAACCUGCAGGAGAAGCUGACUUUGACAGACCUGGGGGUGUUGAUGACGGCCGCUGUUUGUCAUGACCUAGACCACCCGGGAUACAAUAACACGUAUCAGAUAAAUGCGCGCACAGAGUUGGCUGUGCGCUAUAAUGACAUAUCUCCUCUGGAGAACCACCACUGCGCUGUGGCCUUCCAGAUCCUCUCUCUGCCCGAGUGCAACAUCUUCGCCAACGUAGAGCCUGAGGCCUAUAAGCAGAUCCGACAGGCCAUCAUCACCUUGAUCUUAGCCACAGACAUGGCACGACAUGGCGAGAUACUGGAUUCUUUCAAGCACAAAGUGGACAAUUUCGACUUCACCAACGAGGAGCACGUCACAUGUUUGAAAAUGGUCCUGAUCAAAUGCUGUGACAUCUCUAAUGAGGUGCGGCCGACGGAAGUGGCAGAACCGUGGGUGGACUGUCUGCUAGAAGAAUACUUCAUGCAGAGUGACCGGGAAAAGUCAGAAGGUCUCCCAGUUGCCCCCUUCAUGGACCGAGAAAAAGUCACCAAGCCAACGGCUCAGAUCGGAUUCAUCAAGUUUGUGCUCAUUCCCAUGUUUGAGACAGUCAUGAAGCUCUUUCCCCAGAUAGAGGAGAUCAUGGUCCAGCCCCUCAGGGACUCCCGUGAUCACUACGAGGAACUCAAGCAGAUUGAUGACGCCAUGACCGAGGCACAGAAGAAAAAAACUGAGAAUAUGUCACUAGGAGGGAAGAAGAAGUGAGCUUUACGAGCCGUGCUGUGAAGUGCUAUGUGGUGAGAGUGGAUCUCAUUUUCUGCUGCGAUUCCAAAGUGCAAAGCGUUUGUCCUUUUAAGACUGUAGUCGUGUCCUGCAGUACCAAGGCUAGCCUGGAGGGGAAGCUAGACCUGGGUGCCCACCCAGAGACGGAGCUGCUGAGGAGUCAGUCUCCUCUACGGGUGUGCAAUGGCUCUGACCUGACUCUGACCUGUCUUUGACCUUUGACCUGAUUUGCUUGGCUACUGGACAUCUGAAGAUCGGAGGAAAUCUUCCACAAUAUGUGGAAAAAGUCCAGAGGGGUAUUUCACAAAACCUAGAUAAGGGAUUAAGCUGGGAUUUUUUGGUUAUCUUGGAUGAA
Molecule: messenger RNA, 2392 nt
Organism: Alosa sapidissima (American shad)
Lineage: Eukaryota; Metazoa; Chordata; Actinopteri; Clupeiformes; Clupeidae
Product: high affinity cGMP-specific 3',5'-cyclic phosphodiesterase 9A-like
Exons: 20
Coding region: 460-2019 (519 amino acids)
Biological process (GO): cGMP catabolic process
Molecular function (GO): 3',5'-cyclic-GMP phosphodiesterase activity
Source: RefSeq, a predicted model, not a curated record